Molecule: messenger RNA, 621 nt
Organism: Dibothriocephalus latus
Lineage: Eukaryota; Metazoa; Platyhelminthes; Cestoda; Diphyllobothriidea; Diphyllobothriidae
Source: the annotation of a GenBank genome assembly
GUUGACUCGGAGAACAUACCCUCGCGCAUUCUCUUCGUCCUGGUGGACGAGGUCUUUGGGUUGCAGAAGAAGAACACCAUCUUCCGACGUGGAAUACUCGCCAUUCUGCAUAACAUUGUGCAGACCUUUUUCGGCGAUAUUGUCAACCGUAAAAUCAUUGAUAAAGCUAAUUUCCUCAUCAGUGCCGGACAGAUGGCCACCUACGCGGCCAUGCUGCGUGAUGUGCUCUGGCCGAACCCCGCGGACGCGUCAGCCAACGUUCGAGACGCCGCCACGAAGCUGAGAACUCGUGUGCUCUGCCGUACCGCCAUGCUUGGCAGUGUUUCAGGUGUCUGCUCCUCCGUUUUUCCUCCCCUUUUUGACUCCCCUCUCUCCCCCUACGUCUUCCUUCUCUAGGAACUGGCCCAAUAUCUGGGCGGCGAGACCACGCGGGAGGGCGUUCAACGCGUUUUCACCCUCCUCCAACAGCCCUGCCUCAACCGUCGUCUUGUCUACCGUCUCCUCGAGGGGGUUCUGCUAUUGGCUCUCGGGGACCAUGCGGACCAGCUGAACGAAAUUUACAAUGAGGACCUCUGUCCCCAUCUCAGUGGCCGUAUCUGCAGUCAGCACACUCCAACAUGA